AUGAGUGAAUUUCUUCUGCAAGCACCGCCGGGGGAGCUCAACGAUGUUCUCAGUGAUGUCAGAGCUAUCUCUGGCACCAGCGACGCUGUCUUUGACGAAGCUAUGCUGCCCACGCUCGAGCAGGUCGACGUCGAACAGCUCACUGUCGUGCAUCUGCCUCACGCAACAGCUGCGACAGUCUUGUGCAGUGACGCCGUGCUAGUGACUAAAUCGCAAAGGCUUUACAUCGAUCCGCGACAGCGACAAAGCUUUGCCUAUGAUCCUCUGACAGGCUCAGUAGGCCAGCUCACAAGCUAUUCAGUCGACGAUGCGCUCGAGCGACUACGUACAGCUCUCGAUGGUGCAAUGCGUGGAUAUGUUGCAGAUCACUAUGCACAAGGUGCCGUCGCCGUCUUCGCGUGUGGACAGCGACCACUUGCAAACGAGACGAACGAGGCACAGACCGGAGAACUUGCCAGGUCCGCAGCGCAGAUGGACGAGGCCGCACUCGAUGUCCAAGACGAGACUUCACCGACUAUGAACGCUGACGGAGUCGCAAUUGACGCCAGCAAUGCGCCGGAUGCUCCCUCACCCGCUGCCAUACCGGACAAUAUGGCACAAGUCGACGACGCGGCAAAGCAACAAGACAUCGUCAUGGCACCCUUUGAACCGCAACAGCCUCAAGUGGAUGCUGAGAAGCAGCACCUGUAUGCGAUACACCUAGUAGGCAACAAGUACAAUCCAGAGAACUUCUGGACCGGGCGUUGGCGCUCAAGCUACUGCAUCGACAUCAGCGCGGGCACAAUAUCCGGUACGAACAAGCUUACCGUGCACUAUUACGAACAAGGCAACGUCCAACUGCGAGCUGACAAGGUUGUAGCACUUUCCUUUGGCGCAUCGUCAAAAUCAGACGAUCAAGUCAGCAAGGCCAUCGUAAAAGCCAUCGCAGACAGCGAGAGAAGCUAUCAGACGACACUCAACGCUGCCUACUCAGAGCUGAGCGAGAAGACUUUCAAAGAGCUGCGGCGGGGACUGCCCAAGACGCGCCAGAAGCUAGACUGGGCGAAGAUCUCAUCGUAUCGACUCGGUGCAGAGCUGUCCAGGAACUGA
Molecule: messenger RNA, 1089 nt
Organism: Mixia osmundae IAM 14324
Lineage: Eukaryota; Fungi; Basidiomycota; Mixiomycetes; Mixiales; Mixiaceae
Exons: 2
Coding region: 1-1089 (362 amino acids)
Biological process (GO): actin cytoskeleton organization; barbed-end actin filament capping
Cellular component (GO): actin cortical patch; F-actin capping protein complex
Molecular function (GO): actin filament binding
Source: RefSeq, a predicted model, not a curated record